Molecule: messenger RNA, 3632 nt
Organism: Cynocephalus volans (Philippine flying lemur)
Lineage: Eukaryota; Metazoa; Chordata; Mammalia; Dermoptera; Cynocephalidae
Product: leucine-rich repeat-containing protein 37A3-like
Exons: 14
Coding region: 1-3525 (1174 amino acids)
Molecular function (GO): protein binding
Source: RefSeq, a predicted model, not a curated record
AUGGAGGCUGAACAUUCUACAGCACUGAAGAAGACUACAGCUCCACAUCCACACCAGGCCCAGACUCAGCAUCCAAAGUUGACUCAAAUCACAGUUCAGCCUUUGGACCUGGAACUUACAAUAGCUACAGAACCUGCUACAGAGCAGAAACCUUCUCCCACCAUGCAGAGGACCCCAACUCAGCCCCCAGAACCACCUAAGGAGGUUGCAACUCAACCUCCAGUGUAUCAAGAGGUGACAGUUUCAAAACCAGGUCAGGAUCAAGCUCAGCCACCAACGUCACCCAGUGUUGCAGUUUGGCCUUUAGACCUGGAGCUUACUGUAACUUCAGUAUCUAGUACAGAGGCCGAACAUUCUACAGCCCUGAAGAAGACUACAGCUCCACAUCCACAGCAGGUGCAGACUCAGCAUCCGAACCUGACUCCAGUUACAGCUCAACCUUUCAAUCUGGCACUUACCAUAACUCCAGAACCCACUAUGGAGGCUGAACAUUCUACAGCACUGAAGAAGACUUCAGCUCCACAUCCACACCAGGACCAGACUCAGCAUCCAAAGUUGACACAAGUCACAGUUCAGCCAUUGGACCUGGAACUUACAAUAGCUACAGAACCUGCUACAGAGCUGAAACCUUCUCCCACCACACCCGGUGUUGCAGUUUGGCCUUUAGACCUGGAGCUUACUGUAACUUCAGUGUCUACUACAGAGACCGAACAUUCUACAGCCCCAAAGAUGACUACAGCUCCACAUCCACAGCAGGUGAAGACUCAGCAUCCGAACCUGACUCCAGUCGCAGUUCCCCCUUUGGAUGUGGAACUUACUACAACUCAGCAUCCAUUGGAAUUUUCUGAAAAUUACACCCCAGAAAAGAAUGCCAACAAGAGCAUCAACCUAUGUGAGCUCUGUGUCUGCAGAGACGAGACACUGUCCUGUACUGGUCUUAGCCCAGAGCAGAGGCUCCACCAAGUGCCUGUGCUAGAGCCCAAGACCUACAACGGCACCUUCACCAUUGUAAAUUUCCAAGGAAACGCUAUAUCUUCCAUUGAUAAGCAUGUAUGGGAAGCAUACCACUGGACUGAGAUACUAAUUCUCAGUGAAAAUCAUUUGACUGAAUUACAUAAGGAUUCAUUUGAAGGCCUGCUCUCCCUCCAGCAUUUAGAUCUAUCUUGUAAUAAAAUACAGGCCAUUGAAAGACGCACAUUUGAAGCGCUACCUUUUCUGAAGUCUCUAAAUCUUCGUUGCAACUUAAUCAGUGAAGUGAGCUUCGGAACAUUUCAGGCGUGGCACGAGUUUCAGUUUUUAAAUGAGCUAAUUCUCAAUCAUAAUCCUCUGACUACUGUUGAAGAUUCACAUCUUUUUAAAUUGCCAGCAUUAAAAUAUCUAGACAUGGGAGCAACACACGUGUCACUUAAAACAAUUGAGAACACCAUUUUGAUGACUCUUGAAUUGGAAAAACUGAUCUUACCUAGAAAUUUGGCCUGCUGCCUCUGCCAAUUUAAAAAUAAUAUUGAGGUUGUCUGCAAGACAGUCAAGCUGCAUUGUGACAGUACAUGUCUGACAAACACCACACAUUGUCUUGAAGAGGCAUCCCUAAAGAAUCCAGAAGGAAGAUUCAUGAAGAUAUUAAAAGCUCGGAAGCAGAACACAAGCACUGAGCUGACGAUUGAGCCAGAGAAGGAUGAAGAUACACCCCUGGAUUAUUUGAAAAAAAAUACAAAUAGUCCCUCUCUUAUACCUGAAUACAAUUCACCCUACACAGAUAAAUUGAGGAAGCUCUAUUUUCUUGAAAAUUUGAUAGAUUCAGAAAUUGAAGAAAAAAUCGAUGAGGUUAAGAAGAAAGAAAAAACUGCCAUGCAUAUGCAGUCUAGUCUUUUAGGUCCCAAAGUUAAACACCAAGUGUUUCUAAAGAAAUUAGAAACUUCCCAACCAAAGGAGAACAGCCUUGCAAAGCUUGAGAGUAUCGGGGAAAGGCUGCAGAGAGUGUACAGAGUCCUCAAGGGGCGAAGAGGUGUAAAGAACAGGCACUUCAAGGAAAUGAGGGAUCAGAGCAUCAAGGAGGAUCAGAGAAUCAUUGAAGGAUCAGAGAAUCAAGAAGGAUCAGAGCAUCAAGAAGGAUCAGAGCAUCAAAUGAGAGAUGAGAGCAUCAUUGAGAGCACAGGGGAAAGGCUGCAGAGAGUGAACAGAUUCCUCAAGAGGCCAAAAGACAAGAAGAAAAAGCACUUCAAAGAAGUGAGGGAUCAGAGCGCCAAGAGGGAUCAGAGCAUCAUCGAGGGAUUAGAGCAUCAGUUGAGGGAUCAGAGCAUGACUGAGAGUGUAGGGGAAGGGCUGCAGAGAGUGUACAGGGUCUUCAAGGGGCGAAGAGGCAUAAAGAACAGGCACUUCAAAGCACUGAAGGAUCCGAGCAUCAAGAAGGAUCAGAGAAUCAUUGAGGGAUCAGAGCAUCAAGUGAGGGAUCAGAGCAUCAUUGAGGGAUUAGAUCAUCAGUUGAGGGAUCAGAGCAUGACUGAGAGUGUAGGGGAAGGGCUGCAGAGAGGGUACAGGGUCUUCAAGGGGCAAAGAGGCAUAAAGAACAGGCACUUCAAAGCACUGAGGGAUCCGAGCAUCAAGAAGGAUCAGAGAAUCAUUGAGGGAUCAGAGCAUCAAGAGGGAUCAGAGCACCGAAUGAGGGAUCAGAGCAUCAUUGACAGUGUAGGUGAAAGGCUGCAGAGGGUGAACAGAAUCCUCAAGGGGCCAAGAGGCAAAAAGAAAAGGCACUUCCAACAAGUGAGAGAUCAGAGCUUCAAGAGGGAUCAGAGCAUCUUUGAGGGGUCAGAGCAUCAAGAGGGAUCAGAGCACCACAAGAAUUCUGCUGCAGAUUCUCCUGUGACUGCAUUAAAGUCAGUGCCAACUGCUCAACAAUCCAGUGAAACACAAUGGAAAUACCACAGCCCGGAGACUGACUUACCCCUCAAGCACAAAGACUUCAGUCACCCAUCGCUUUCAUCCCCAGGUGAUCAAUUUGAAUUUCAGCUAAACCAGCACCUACAAUCCCUCAUGUCCAACAAUGACAUGAGAAGGCUUAUUUCUCAUGUUAUCCGGACUUUGAAAAUGGACUGCUCUGAGCCCCACGUACAAAUGGCUUGUGCCAAGCUCAUCUCCAGAACAGGCCUCCUGAUGAAGCUUCUCAGUGAGCAGGAGGAAUCAAAGGCAUCCAAGGCAGAAUGGGAUCCGGACCAAUGGAAAACUGAGAACUACAUCAGUGAGAACCCAGAAGCCCAGGGUGAACAGAAAGACCAGGAGUCACAUGAGCUCACUAAAUAUUUUCCAGAGUAUGGCCAUGACAACAAACUCAUCUUGGCAAUAUCUGUGACUGUCGUAGUGAUCAUUUUGAUUAUAAUUUUCUGUCUCAUUGAGAUUUAUUGUCAUAGAAAAGUACCAGAAGGAUCCCCAAGGGUGCUCCCUGCAUCAGCCCAAACAGAGGACUCGGUGUUCAUAGAUAUGCCUGAUGGGGGAGAAGAAAGCGAGGUGCCCGAGGGGAGCACAGAGUGACACCGUCCUGCCUCAGGCCACCUGCAAAUCUUAUUUUCUCACCUUUCAGCACUGCAUGUAGAAUAAUUUUUUUAAUUGAAACUUAUUAAAAUUCAUAAGCAAUUCUA